Messenger RNA from Vicia faba (fava bean), 369 nucleotides. The record is from the annotation of a GenBank genome assembly. Lineage: Eukaryota; Viridiplantae; Streptophyta; Magnoliopsida; Fabales; Fabaceae.
AUGAUUUCUGCAUUACAACAUCCUUAUCUCUUUAACUCGUGCUUUAUUUGGUCCAGAGGAACACCAAAUAAAAUUAGAUUGGUCAACAAGGCAGAAAAUUUGUGUUGGGACAUCAAGGCCACUAAUGUAUUGCUUGAUACGAAUCUUGACCCAAAGAUAUCUGAUUUUGGUUUGGCCAAGCUUGAUGAGGAGGACAAUACUCACAUUAGUACUAGAAUUCCCGGGACCUAUGGAUAUAUGGCUCAUGAAUAUGCAAUGCAUGGUUAUUUGACGGACAAAGUAGAUGUUUAUAGUUUUGGAAUUGUUGCUUUGGCAGUCGUUAGUGGAAGGAACAACACCCUUCAUCGGGCAAAGGAGGAAGCAUUCUAA